CACCGAACCAACUUUGUCUUCCCUCCUUCACCUCCUCCUCGCCGCCAUCAUCGCUCGCCAUGCCGACCACGUUCGUGCAAAACACGCAGAUCACACCUCAGACGAGCCAUAAGGAUGUGCCUUACCUGCUAGGCACGCUCGCUCAGGACGACUCCAUCGUCUUCACCAAGGCAACUCUUGUCGCCUUUCUCAAGACGCAGGGAGUCGAGGUCGGUCCCAACUUCUCGGAGUUCAGCCGCUUGCCCAGGUAUGCCACCUUCGGCACCCUCGUCGAGAGCAAGGAGGUCCCUGCUCAGCCCGCCGCAGGACUCGCUACUACCAGCGCUGUAGAAGGCUUUGCGUCUGCCGACAGCCAGUCAGCUCAGUCUCCUCCCGCAGCGGCAGAGUUCGAGCCCAACCGCGGAGUACGUGACGCUGAGGGUCAGGCCUUCAGGCCUACGCGCCGAGUCCGAGAACCCAUCGGCGGCGGGUCAGCACAAAUUGCCUCCCUCUUCGGCAGCGAGGAAGCUGCUCCUGCCCCUGCGCCUGCACCCUUUCCCACUCACGCCUCAGCAGCAUCGCCUCCCCUGAACUCUCGCUCUUCCAACAACGACAGCCAAGCACCAGCAUCUCAGUCCCACUCCUCUCGCACGUCCUCGUCCAGCUUCACCGCCUCCAAGAAUGUGACCGACGCAGAGGGCAACGCCUUCCGUCCUACGCGACGCGUUCGUGAGGCUAUUGGAGGUGGUAGCGAGCAGAUUGCUGGCCUGUUCGGAGGGGGAGACGAGAAUGACGACUAUCAGGAGAGGAGGAGGAGGUGAGCGAGCCAGAGCUGAGGUGACAAAGAAGAGGGCUCGAGCGCAGAUAUGUGCGCUGGAGUGAGAAGGUACAGAGCUCAUGACGUUUCCCCACUGCUCCUUCCCUCAUGUCACGCCAUGGCUUCGCUUCACAUUGAUACCAUACAAAUCGAAACGUGCUUCACCUACAUCUGUAACCUCUCACAGUCCCGCAGCUAGCUCAUCGUCUCAACUACCUCAAGCACCCCUCGUAUCCACCCCUCAACCCCCACGCCGCGGCCUCUUCAUCGCCCUCGAAGGUCUGGAUCGCGCCGGCAAAUCAACGCAG
Molecule: messenger RNA, 1104 nt
Organism: Jaminaea rosea
Lineage: Eukaryota; Fungi; Basidiomycota; Exobasidiomycetes; Microstromatales
Exons: 5
Coding region: 60-800 (246 amino acids)
Source: RefSeq, a predicted model, not a curated record